Vitrella brassicaformis is the source of this 2362-nucleotide messenger RNA. Lineage: Eukaryota; Vitrellaceae. The record is from the annotation of a GenBank genome assembly.
GCUGUGAGUCACCAGCACCAAGUACCUCCAUCAAAUGAGGUCCAUCUGUCAGUCAGCUGGCUAGUGGUCGACCAUCGCAUCCGCCCCAUGAGCCCCUCCCCCACUCACAGCAGCAGCAGCAGCAGCACCACCGCCACCGCCAGUGCCAUUUAACAGACGAUCAGACAUGACUGCACACACACACAGAGAGAGAAGAGAGACACAUGAACCGCGCGUGCGUGUGUCGUGCCCCCCUCUCUCUUUGGCUGACAUGACGGCCUUGGUUCCUUCUCGUCAUCUCCUGGUAUGAGUGUGGUGAUUGGCACCCACUCGGGCGGCUCCUGGUCGCCACACCGCCAUGAUAUCACCUGCAGAGAAGAAUGCAUCAUGCAACAUUCACCAAUGGGUUUUCCUUCCCGUCCUCCUCCCCCCCUUACUGUUCCGUCAUCUGCCGCUGCGGUGAGGACGGUGCCGGUGACGUUGAAGCACACACGCCAUAUCUGCACACAUACAGCCCACAGUUGUCACGAAGCAUGCACUGAAUCACACAACGCAAUGGGUGUGAUCUUAGGCGGGUUCACCGGUCCCGGCGAUAUUUCGAUCUUCUGCAGGAUCUGGAGCAGCCACUUGUCGGACGCGCCGGCCACACCCGACUCUGCACAGACAGACACUCAACGAGAGAUGCCUGCCUGUCGCGUACACACGCACACAAGCUUGUUGCUUCCGUGCAUACCAGCCGAUGGUGGCAAGAUGGCCUCCGCCUGAGCAAAGGGGCGAGCAUGAGAUGCCCUUCUGUCGAUGGGCGUAUGUCUGCCUGGCUGUGUGCCUGCCCUAUUACUGACCGGUGCGUUGGCCGAUGUGUCUUGUUGUGGCUGCUGCUUCCACUGCCAUAUGUGCACCAGGGGCUCGUCCCCACAGGUGGCCAGCAGAUCAUACGGCCUGCAUAGGCUGGGUGCCCACGCCACAUCCUUCAGAGGGGCACUGCUCGCCUGCACACACACACACACACACACACACAGAGCACAACACAAUGUAACGCACACGCACAUCCCAUCAGCCCAGCCAUCGACCGGUCAGCCAACCUUUUGCUCUGCAAGCCUCGACCAGCCCCGCCCACUCCUGUAAUGAACCACAGCAGCCAGCCAUGCGGCGAUCCAAUCCAUCGCUGUGUGUGCCGCCCGCCAUGCCAUAGAUCGAUCCCCUACUCACUUGCCCCAGACGUCGAGUAUGCCGUCGUUGCCCACCACGGCCAGUAUCUGGUCCUCACUGUCGAAGUUCCACGCCAGCGCCGUGCAGCCUCGGGGGCAGUUGCUUCGCUUGUGACUUGUGAAGCAAUCCUCCUGACCGAUUGAUUGAACACACAGCUGCAAUGUGUGGGUGGUGAUGGCCGCCAUUGUGUGCGUACCAUUGGCCACGCCCCGAGCGAGAGGAGGUCUUGCGCCUCGUAGAUGCGGACGCUGCCGUCGGCACUGCACGUGGCCUGAUGCGUCGCGUGGGUGGUUGAGCAUUCAUCCAUCACACACACACGUGCGCGCCUCGGCUCUCUGUUUGUUGGCUGACCAGUCUGAGUCCAUGCUUCUUGGGCGAGAACUGGAUGUCGCGUACGGGCAUCUGACACGGAUAUUUCGACGCAGGCCACAAUGUGACCGUAGGGCGAUGACCGUGUGUGCGUUGGAUCGAUUCACUUGUGCGUCUGAGAGUUUCGCUCUCCUCUUCCAUAUGUUUGUCAGAUCUGCCGGCGCGCCGACAUUCUCAGCGUGGCCCUUUGGUCUGUAUCUCUCCGACCAGAUGCAGACAGUCCUGUCCUCCGAGCAAGUCGCAAGAACCUAUCCGCCAACGAGUACCUCUGUAGGGCCCACACUUGCGUGUCUUCUCUUGACUCGACUCACCUGGCCGAACUCGGGAUGCGCCCAGUCGACCCGCCAGAUGGGAGCAUCGUGAGCCUGACCACACACAGACGAUCUAACCCGUGCGUGCCGUGCCUCGAGACCACCCGUCGUACGCUCUCGAUGUUGGCUGACUCAUUCCACUCGCCGCUUCUCUGGUCGUAAUCAAACACAAUGACCUUCUGAGAUGACGAACACACCGCCAGCCGGUCACCUGCAUGAGCGACGGAGGGAGAAGAGUCAAGUCAUUCAGUGAAUGAAUGAAUGAACGAGUGAACGUUGUAGUGUAUUAGCGGUUGGUGUGACUGUGCUUACCGUAGUAGUUGUAUGUGAUGUCGUGGAUGUAGUCUGCUGACGUCGCCAGCCUCACUGUGAUGCUCUUGUCCAACCGCUGAUAAAUCAACACAAACGACAAGCAACGGACGAACGCUGUGAUUGAUUCAUCUUCCUUUGCUGACCAUCCUGACGCGCGGCUGUAUGGCGCUGCUGAUCUUCUC